UAUUAGAAAGUUUAGGAGGAAGAGGAGCAAAGAGUAUACGUGUUUGGAAUAUGAUAAGGAGGACAGGGGUGAUGCUGAGUCUGACAGUUCGUGGUAGACGUAGAUCGCUUGAUGACUUCAAACGCAAGCUCGGCAGAUUCGAGGAAAAUAUGCGGUUGAUUUUUGAUUCAGACAUCAAGGAAUCCAACAUCUGUAGUUUAUUGCUUCACUACUUGCUCGGAGAUUUGCAACUGGUUAUGGAUAUCACUGAUUCCAUUUUAGAGAAUCUGAGGCGUCUUUGCACCAGAAAUUACAGGGAUGAUGGAGCUCUGCAAAGUGUAAUGGGAACCCUUCAAGAGAAGCUAAUGUUCUUGAAGAGUUUCAUUUGCUUUGCAACACUACAAGGUGUUAAGGGUCAGCAAUUAGUAGAUCUGUUAGUUCACAUUGAAGUUGUGGCCAUUAAUGCUGCAAGCCUGAUCUCUACAUCUUGGUUUCAGAGAAAUGAUGAACGGGUGUGCAAUGAGAUGGAAUCUGAAAUUUCUCAACUGAUACAAAAGAAGAUUGAUCCCGUUGAUCUCCAAGUCCGAGAAACUUAUAUCCACGUCUUGACAGCUUCCAAGUUGUCACCAUCAUCACACACUUUAGCCCUGGAGAAGAAUAAGCACCUAGUGGCCGAAUUUAUUGAUCAUCUUUUACAUAUUAUUAUGGAGCUAACAGAAUCUUACACCAGUUUCUUGCUUCCGGUGAAGGAUCAAUUACUAAAACUCUAUGAGGGAGCAAGAUUCCUGAGUGUCCUUCUCAGCCAGCAGCACGAGAAGUUCGAUGAGCUAAAUGAUGAAAUGAAGGAUCUUAUUGGAUUUGUGGUCUGUGAUGCUGGAAUUGUGAUUUUCUCCCUUUAUAAGAGUGAAAUGACAGAAAGCUUGCCCAAGGAAAUAGAUCUUGUGGCUUCUCAUUCGCUCGAACUGCUCAAGCUCAUUAUUCCAGAAAUUGAACAGAUUUGUCCACUACAACCACCAUCAUCAUCAAUUAGUUUCCCUAGGACUAAUGAGCUGGGCUCUAUUGAUUUUCUUUUAGAAACUCUCAAGGAACUGGAAAAUUCUACAGCUAAUUCAAUUGCUUUCCCAAAUAAUCAAAUCCACACAGUUCGUGAAGAUCUUGAUUUCUUAAGACCUUUCCUAGGCAAGAUUGCAGAGCAGUGAAAGCGGAAUGAAAAACUCCAAGCUCUGUGGAGUCGUAUUAUUG
Molecule: messenger RNA, 1221 nt
Organism: Coffea arabica (coffee)
Lineage: Eukaryota; Viridiplantae; Streptophyta; Magnoliopsida; Gentianales; Rubiaceae
Source: RefSeq, a predicted model, not a curated record